CCAUCUUCCUGCCCCCCCGACAUUAGCUGCCGCGAGGGACGCAUUAGCCCAACGGAGCUGUUCGCCCGACUUGCGCUCUGGGAUUCGCCCGCGGUGACUUGGCUUCAACGCAUCCCUACAACAUUGCCGGUCUCCUCCCGUCAUUCCGUUUCUCCUGACAAUCCGCUUCGAACCUCACCACAUCACCCCUAUCUCUAUCACUCUCCUGUGGGAUUACUCCCCACCCGUUCCAUGGGCUCUAGGGUCAUUUCUAUUCUUGUUAACAGCGCAUCCCACGCCACUCGGAGUCCAUGACAUCGCCCGGAGAUGCGGCUCCGGUCAAGCCUCCGCCGUCAUUCUCGCCCGGCGUACCACGUGUCGCAUCCAAGUCGAGAUAUCCAAAUCAGCGCCGCGACUCGUCACCGGCCCUCGAUGCAGACCUGGUAGACUCGAGGAUCCGAUCCCCGACCCCGCCCCUGACGGCCACGACGGCAGAACUUCCGAUUAGGUCCGCAUCACCUCGUGCGCCUUCUUUCCGAUCGUCGACUCCACAAUUAGCUCGAUCAUCCCUGGGAUCGCCGGUAGAAGGUCGUUUCGAUGGCGCAGAGGAAAUUCGAUCUUUAAUCAUACGCUCGUUCUCCCCCGUGGUUGGGGUAUACGCAUCAGCGGACACCGAUGAGUUGGUGCGACAGAAAGGUUUCGCUGGUGGGUUCUGGGAGUUGAUUCGCCCUUUCGGCGAGAAUGUACCAGGCAAGUUGGUCAUUAGGGACAGCGUGGGGUCGAGUCGUGGCUGGGAAGACUACGGGGUUCGCUUCGUGAACUUGGCCAGCAACAUCUCGCCUUCGAACUCAGGGCGAAGCCCCUCCCUGGCACAGGUGGAAGAAGUCUUGGAGAAGCAAUUGGGCUCGACAGAUGAUCCGCUGGGCGGAUCAAUGCGGCCCAUAAAUUUCUUGAGUUUUCCUACAACAUCCCCUUUAUACAAAGUAUAUCUUCGACACCUUCUGUCGAUAUCUUCGGCAACGCCGCAUGAAACCUUUCGACAUCCAGUGGCCAGCGUCAUUGCUAUUAGCUCACGCAAUACUGCCCCGCUUGAAACUCUCAGACAACUGUAUGCAGAUACGAGCAAUGGGCCUCGGAGGUUGCCAGACUGGUGUCACCCUGAAUACCUCCGGUACUACGUGCUCGUGCAUGACGAGGAUCGGGAUGAUAUUGCCGAAUCAACCAAGCUUUACGACCAAAUGAAGCGUCAUUUCGGGUUGCAUUGUCAUUUGUUGAGGCUGCGCAGCAAUCAGUGCGUGGUCACCGAUGAUGAUAGUGUCCGAGUUCCUGAAUGCGAGUGGCUUUCGCCUCCAGAGCGACUUUCGGGUGGAGCUGAGCCUUUGGUUGACCUCGAUACUAAUGGUCUUUACCUUUUCGACUCCGAUAUUAUGGCAAUCAAAGCCUUUAUUCGAGAGCUAGUUGCGCAGUCCGUAAUACCAUUCAUGGAAAACCGAGUCGCUGUCUGGAAUGACCAGGUGGCCUCCCGUAGGCGUGGUAUCAGUGGUCGAUUCAUGUCAAUGUCACGGAGAUGGGCCGGAUUCGGAACUGGCUCUCGUUCCAGCCUUACAUCGGGAGGGGCCAGCGGAAACUACGAUGUCGCCCACGGUUAUUAUAGGCCCGACACGCCUGAAGCUCUGCUGCGCAAAAUGGCUGAUUUCGCGUUCAUGCUCCGCGACUGGAAGUUGUCAGCAUCUACGUACGAGCUUCUUCGGUCGGACUAUGCGAACGACAAGGCUUGGAAAUAUCAUGCGGGUGCCUACGAGAUGUGUGCCGUCAGCAUGCUUCUUAACCCUGCCGCAAUGGGGACCAAGGUCAAGCUCGACGGAAUCGAUCAGAUGUUCGACACGGCAUGUUAUUCGUAUCUUACAAGGUGCUCGGACGCACCUAAUGCACUUCGUUGCCUAACGUUAGCUAUGGAAUUGUUGAAGUCUCGCGGGGGUUCGGCAGUGGAAAGCGCCGCUCGAUGGGCCAUGCGGGCCAUGGACCUUGGGCUAGUGGGAUCUAUCGGUCAGGGCCUAUUCAGUGAGCGUGUGUCGGCAUGCUAUGCGGCGAGGUCACCGGUGAGCGGAAUGAAAUGGGGCUCUCGACGUAGGAAAGCUGGAAUGUGGAGUGUAUUUGCCGCCGAUACGUGGCUUCGUCUGGGAAAGCCAUCACUAGCAUCGGCAGCUCUCGAGGAGGCGGAGCGGCUAUAUGCAGAUGUACUGGAUAGCGAUGGAGGAUUUCCGAUGCCCGAGAUGCAGACGUUCGUUGACAACCUGCGACACGCUGUCAAGGUCGAGUACCUUGAAGCCCGGGGGCUAGAUACGAGGGAUGAGGCAGCCACUGCCGAAGCACUGGGCACGGAAGAAAUCAGCGAGAAGCUGGACCGACGCAUGAAUCGCAAGUCUUUGAUCUCGAAUCCGUUGGACUCGGGCGGUCUUGGUCCGGCGCAAGGCACGAGAGAUGAUGACAAUGCAGCCAAUGACGACUUCGAACGAGCUUAGGGACGCAAUUAUGGUGCGACGGGCGCAUAGGUUCAUACAAUAUAAUAGAC
Aspergillus welwitschiae is the source of this 2551-nucleotide messenger RNA. RefSeq names its product TRAPP III-specific subunit 85 family protein. Gene Ontology annotation, biological process: protein localization to phagophore assembly site; endoplasmic reticulum to Golgi vesicle-mediated transport. Gene Ontology annotation, cellular component: cytoplasmic vesicle; phagophore assembly site; TRAPPIII protein complex. The transcript has 2 exons. Lineage: Eukaryota; Fungi; Ascomycota; Eurotiomycetes; Eurotiales; Aspergillaceae. The record is from RefSeq and is a predicted model, not a curated record. Bases 291 to 2501 code for a protein of 736 amino acids.